GAAACCAAAUUCCACUAACUUGAUUCUUGCACACUAUAUAAGGAUAUGCUAGGUUCACUUGCAUCAUAAACAUUUUAUAUUACAUCUUUAGGAUAGAGAAAUAUCAUCUUGCUUUGGAAAAAUGCUAGACAUUCUAGAGGAUGGGGAAUUAAUGGUGGGGAUUACCAAGAAAAGUGCUGUAAAGGCUAUGAAUCAUCCGCCAGCAUCAUUUUCAAUCACUCUCUCUAAUCUUGACCUUCUUUCUGGUCGUUUUCCUGUGACAUACCUGUAUUUCUUUUGUAGACCCAAAAUAUUAGUUCUUGACUUUGGAGCACUUGUUGAAUCUCUCAAGAGCUCCCUCGCACAAAUACUUGAUUACUACUAUCCCUUUGCAGGCCAAAUUGUUCAGAACCCCAAAACUGGUGAGCCUGAAAUCAUCUGUGACAACAAUGGAGCUCUAGUCAUUGAAGCUCACGCCAAUCUCCCACUGAAGAAACUAAAUUUUCAUAAUCUCAAUGAAACCAUUCAGAAUAAGAUAGUGUCUAUUCAACCAGGCUUCCCUCUGCAAAUUCAGGUAACAGAUUACACUUGCGGAAGCAUCACUAUGGCUUUCACUUUUGACCAUGCAUUAGGUGAUGCAAGUGCCUUUGGCAAAUUCAUUGCGUCGUGGUCUGAAAUAGCUCAAAAUAAGCCCGUUUCAAUUAUCCCAGACCAUACUAGACGCCUUCAAUCUCGUUUUCCUCCCAAAUAUCAUCCCUCAUUGGACCAAACUUUCAUCAAGUGCACCAUAGAAGAGAUACAGAACAUGCCAUUGAACAACAUAAUGCUUAAGCGUCUUUAUCACAUCAAUGCAUCAAGUAUUAAUAUACUCCAGAGACUUGCAUCUGCUGGUGGCACCAAAAGAACAAAGAUUGAGGCUUUCUCUGCCUAUGUAUGGAAGAUACUGAUUGGAACCAUCGAUCAGAAGUACGAUAAAUGCAAGAUGGGUUGGUUAGUGGAUGGAAGACAAAGCAUAGGGGGAAAAGAGAGCAGGAAUUGUAUGUCAAAUUACAUAGGAAAUGUUUUAUCACUGGCUUUUGGGGAGGCAAGGGUUCAUGAGUUGAAAGAAGCUUCAAUCUCAGAAACUGCCAAGAUAGUGCAUGAGGCUAUUACAGAGGUGAACAAUGAGGCUCAUUUUUUGGAUUUGAUUGAUUGGGUUGAGUGCCACAGGCCUGGUUUGAUGCUAGCCAAGGCAGUGUUGGGUCAGGACGGACCAGUUCUGGUUGUGUCCUCAGGAAGAAGGUUUCCAGUAACUGAAGUAGACUUUGGGUUUGGGAGUCCCUCGUUAGGGACAGUCUAUACCUCCAUUGAAAGGGUUGGGGUAGGUUACAUGAACCAGAGGCAAAGUGGCAGGGGUGAUGGCUCAUGGACCGUCUCUGCUAUCUUAUGGCCAGAGCUGGCAGCUGCACUUGAGGCUGACGCUAUUUUCCAGCCCAUGUCUGCUUCUCAUCUUCAAUUUUAGUACAGUGCAUAAUCUAGCUUUCAUCUCCAUCCUGCAGGUUAAAAUGAGCACAUAUAUCCACACACACACACACACACACACUUACUUAUAAGUUUAGCGGCGCCCAUCACAAUCAAUGUAAAUUUUAUCGUAUUUGAUGCUUUUGAUAAUUUCAUCAGAGUUCCAUGAUUGCUUU
This is a messenger RNA of Neltuma alba, 1655 nucleotides long. RefSeq names its product fatty alcohol:caffeoyl-CoA acyltransferase. Gene Ontology annotation, molecular function: acyltransferase activity, transferring groups other than amino-acyl groups. The transcript has a single exon. Bases 122 to 1480 code for a protein of 452 amino acids. The record is from RefSeq and is a predicted model, not a curated record. Lineage: Eukaryota; Viridiplantae; Streptophyta; Magnoliopsida; Fabales; Fabaceae.